Malus domestica (apple) is the source of this 1384-nucleotide messenger RNA. RefSeq lists its product as uncharacterized. Gene Ontology annotation, molecular function: S-adenosylmethionine-dependent methyltransferase activity. The record is from RefSeq and is a predicted model, not a curated record. NCBI's taxonomy places the organism in Eukaryota, Viridiplantae, Streptophyta, Magnoliopsida, Rosales, Rosaceae.
UAUAUAAAUAAUCAAAUGAGGAGAGAUUGUGAAAAGCGCAGAGAGAUAGAAGCAGAAGCAAGCAGCAGCUGCCCCCCAAAGCAGAAGCUGAAAGAAAAGCGAGGAAUGACAACACCCUUGCAUUUGAGGCUCUUCCUGCCUCUCACCUCCAUUACUCCCUAUUCUUCUUCUUCUUCUUCCUCCUCAGACUUCCCCUGCAAGUCCUUCAAAUCCUUUCACUCUGCAAGCCCUAAUUUCAACCUUUCUUCCCUCUCAUCUCACAACCACACAUGUGCUCGAAACAAGACAUCCACUCGCUCCAAACCCAAGUGGCUUUGCGGACACUUGAGAAGAGAUCAAGACAUAGGUAGUCGAUCAAAUGAAGACGCGAGCGCGACUGGUGCGAGUAUGUUUGGUUCGGAUGAAGAAGGAGGUACCCAAAUCCCAACCCAGGCUCAAUCUGUUGUCGAAGGAUCGGGGGCAGUUAUGGUUUCAGAGUAUAGACCUGUGGACGAUGUGGAUUAUCUCCAGGAGUUAUUAGCCAUUCAGCAACAAGGGCCCAGAGCCAUUGGUUUCUUUGGGACCCGGAAUAUGGGAUUCAUGCAUCAAGAACUUGUUGAGAUUCUCAGCUAUGCGAUGGUGAUCACUAAAAAUCACAUAUAUACAUCAGGGGCAUCCGGCACUAAUGCAGCUGUCAUCAGGGGUGCUUUAAGAGCAGAGAAACCAGAGCUGCUUACCGUAAUCUUGCCCCAGAGCUUGAAGAAGCAACCACCUGAGAGCCAGGAAUUAUUGUCAAAAGUCAAGAAUGUGAUAGAAAAGCCUCAAAAUGAUCAUCUACCACUGAUAGAAGCGAGCAGGUUGUGCAACAUGAACAUCAUUUCACAUGUACAGCAAGUUAUAUGCUUUGCGUUUCACGACAGUAGAUUGCUCAUGGAAACUUGUCAAGAGGCCAAAAAUCUCCGCAAAAUUGUGACUCUCUUCUACCUGGAUUAAGCACCCCCUUCCCUUGUUCAUGCUGUCCAUACAUUUUGAGUGAGUGAGGGGGAGAGAGCGCUUCUAUUUCUGUUUGUAUAAAAUUAGAUGGAAGCGACCAAAUAUCAAUGAAGUAGCUUGGAAGUUGAUUAAUUUUGCUCAUUCUGUCAUUUUUUUGGCCGAAGCCUGAGGUAUCCCACACCGUGAAGGAUAGGGCUAGUCCCUAGCAGGGUCCGGAAAGAUUAAAGGCAUUUUAGUCCACCCUUGGCCACAAUCAAAUUGUUCAGUCCGUGAUUGGAAGCGCUGUAUUUUGUUAGUAUAUAUUUUUAUUUUGGUUUAUGGUUAAAAGAUUAAAUAAUAAAUAUUUAUGGGACUCGAUAAAUGGAUAUAUACCAUUUUCAAAUGAUUUAUAAAAUUCUCCCUUAUCGUGUAA